GACUCAUAUAAAAGAUUCGUUCAUUUUGAACGAAUGACUCGCGAACCACACAUCACUACUGGAUAUGUUACAUUUGGUAGACAAUGUAAAGGGGGAUGCUGUCGUGUGUUUUUGUGUUGAAGAUUGAAACUGUCAACGGAAGACGGGUUCGAAUCCCAGAGCGCGUUUUGAACCGAACUAAAUCAUUUCCAUUCCGGUAUGAACGAGGCUGCAGGUCUGCGGCUACGGCGGCACCACAGACCGAGGAUCAUCACCGACGAUGAGCUCCCGGACAACCGUUAUAAGGGAUCCAGCACCUACAGUGGGAAGGUUUUCCGCGUUACGUUUCUCUCCCUGGGCGGCUUCGUGUUCCUCUCUCUGCUUGUUAUUGUCUUCAUUUUCAAGUCACCGAUUCAGCCUGAGGUCUUCCGUCUGAAGGAGCCGCCCCUGAUGACCGGCUGUUGGGAACCAAACCUAAAAUUGCGGAAGGCUACAAGAAUCUUUGAGAACCAGAUCCAGGGACCUGAGUCCAUUGCCAACAUCGGAGAUGUUCUGUUUACUGGAACAGCUGAUGGGAAAAUUGUGAAGCUGAAUGGUCGAAGGCUUCAUACAGUGACACAACUUGGAAAACAUCCGUGUGGAUCUAAAGAUGAUGAGCCAAACUGUGGAAGACCUUUAGGGAUCAGGGUCAGCCCUAAUGGGACCCUAAUGGUAGCAGAUGCCUACCUGGGCCUGUUCGAGGUCAACCCCACGACAGGUGAACCGAUGUGUUUUUUGUUGUUUUCUUCUUUUGUCAGAAUGACGGCCUCUAAUUUCCCUCUGGGCAUCUGUGCAGGUGAGACCACCAGGUUGGUGGAGGGUGGUCAGGUGGUCAAUGGCAGGAAACUGUCCUUUAUUAACGACCUAUCUGUGACGCAGGACGGGAAGAAGGUGUAUUUUACAGACUCCAGCAGCAGGUGGCAGCGUAAGGAUUAUGUGAACCUCAUUAUGGAAGCUACAGCUGAUGGACGGGUUUUGGAGUAUGACACCGAGACCAAAGAAGUCACUGUUAUCAUGGAGAACCUUCGUUUCCCAAAUGGAAUUCAGCUGCUUCCUGAUGAAGAGUCAGUACUGGUGGCUGAGACCACUAUGGCCCGGAUUCGCAGAGUCCACGUGUCUGGCCUGAAUAAAGGUGGGAUGGAAACCUUCAUGGACAACUUGCCUGGUUUUCCUGACAACAUACGCCCGAGUUCCACUGGAGGUUACUGGGUAGCCAUGUCCAGAGUGCGUCCCAAUCCCGGGUUCUCCACAUUAGACUUUCUGUCACAGAGGCCGUGGAUCAAGAAACUUAUCUUCAAGCUAUUCAGUCCUGAAGUCCUAAGCAAGUUUGUCACCAGCUACAGUUUGGUGGCAGAAAUCCACGAAGGCAGUGUCUGCACCCGAAGCUUUCAUGAUCCUAAUGGCGUGGUGGCGGCCCACGUGAGUGAAGUCCACGAAUAUGACGGGACUCUUUACAUCGGCUCCUAUCGAUCGCCAUACAUCGCAAAACUUGACCUGAACAACGUGUAAAAAAAAAAAAAAAAAAAAAAAAAA
Molecule: messenger RNA, 1551 nt
Organism: Cynoglossus semilaevis (tongue sole)
Lineage: Eukaryota; Metazoa; Chordata; Actinopteri; Pleuronectiformes; Cynoglossidae
Gene: apmap
Product: adipocyte plasma membrane associated protein
Exons: 8
Coding region: 199-1527 (442 amino acids)
Cellular component (GO): endomembrane system
Molecular function (GO): arylesterase activity
Source: RefSeq, a predicted model, not a curated record